Capsicum annuum is the source of this 906-nucleotide messenger RNA. Its product is annotated as probable glutathione S-transferase parA. Gene Ontology annotation, cellular component: cytoplasm. Bases 111 to 788 code for a protein of 225 amino acids. Lineage: Eukaryota; Viridiplantae; Streptophyta; Magnoliopsida; Solanales; Solanaceae. Gene Ontology annotation, molecular function: glutathione transferase activity. The record is from RefSeq and is a predicted model, not a curated record. The transcript has 2 exons. Gene Ontology annotation, biological process: glutathione metabolic process.
CCUUAUAAGACCUACGCAAGCAAUGACGACAUCUAAACAUAUAAUAUAAAUAGCUGUAGCAGUAUUGUGCGAUUUCAUUGAUAAUCCAACUUAAUUAUUCAUUCAAAAACAUGGAAGGCACCAACAAUGACGUAGUUCUACUGGAUUUCUGGCCAAGUUCAUUUGGUAUGAGGCUAAGAAUUGCAUUGGCCUUAAAAGGGAUUCAAUAUGAAGGGAGGGAAGAAAACUUAUUUGAUAAAAGUACUUUGCUUUUGGAGAUGAACUCUGUUCAUAAAAAGAUUCCUGUUUUGAUUCACAAUGGCAAGCCCAUUUGUGAGUCUCUCAUCAUUCUUGAGUACAUUGAUCAAGUCUGGCAUGACAAAUAUCCCUUACUUCCUUCUCACCCUUAUGAUAAAUCCCAAGCCAGAUUCUGGGCCGACUAUGUAGAUAAGAAGAUAUAUAGUACAGGAAGAAGAGUUUGGAGUGGUAAAGGUGAAGAUCAAGAGGAAGCAAAGAAGGAAUUUAUAGAAAUCUUGAAGACAUUAGAAGGAGAGCUUGGAGACAAAACAUACUUUGGUGGUGAUGACAAUUUGGGUUUUGUGGAUGUGGCUUUGGUUCCCUUCACUAGUUGGUUUUAUUCAUAUGAGAUUUGUGCAAAUUUCAGUAUAGAAGCAGUGUGUCCAAAGUUGGUGGCAUGGGCUAGAAGAUGCAUGCAAAUUGAGAGUGUCGCAAACUCCCUUCCUCAUCCUCACAAAAUUUAUGAUUAUGUCUUGGAACUCAAGCACAAAUUUGGUCUAGACACCAAUUAAUCCCUCUUUAUAUACUAUGGUAUCAUUCAUCGCUUCUCUGCCUUAAAAGUUUCCGUUUGAUGAAAAUUCAUGUAGUCCACCCAAAUGUGCUUGGAAUUAAGACUUAAUUGUUUUUGCA